This is a messenger RNA of Adineta ricciae, 321 nucleotides long. The record is from the annotation of a GenBank genome assembly. NCBI's taxonomy places the organism in Eukaryota, Metazoa, Rotifera, Eurotatoria, Adinetida, Adinetidae.
AUGUACCAACCUAGUCAAAUGACAGGCACGAAAUGGCAAUGUAUUGAAUAUGCUCGUCGAUGGUUGUUCAUUCGAAAAGGUUGCAUUUUUAAAGAUGCUUCUAUGGCAGCUCAAAUGUGGGAUCAAUUGAGUUAUGUCGAACGAGUCAUCGACGGUAAACUUUUCCCGUUGAAAAGAUAUUCAAAUGGUUCACCAAAACCACCGAAAAAAGGUUCACUUCUCAUCUGUAAACAGACUUCUGACUUCCCCGUUAGUCAUGUUACCGUCAUUGUUGAUACGGUAAUUACAUUUAUUUCACACUUGGGUUCGAACAAAAUAUAA